Molecule: messenger RNA, 519 nt
Organism: Salvia miltiorrhiza (redroot sage)
Lineage: Eukaryota; Viridiplantae; Streptophyta; Magnoliopsida; Lamiales; Lamiaceae
Exons: 1
Coding region: 1-519 (172 amino acids)
Molecular function (GO): RNA-DNA hybrid ribonuclease activity; nucleic acid binding
Source: RefSeq, a predicted model, not a curated record
AUGGCGUCACCGAUCAUCAACUCGUGUGUUGGUUGGCAUGCUAUCCAGGUGGGGUGGGUGAGAUGCGGUGUGGAUGCUGCAUUUUUUGAGCAUGAUAAGUCUAUGGGCAUUGGAAUGGUGGUACGAGACCAUGCAGGUGAGUUUGUGAUAGAAAAGUUGAUGAAGGUGCGGGGGAGUAGGGACGUUGCGGAAGGUGAACUCAUGGGCAUAAAUGAGGCGUUGUCUUGGCUUAAGUCCCUUGGGUAUGAGCAUGGUUGGAUUGAUUGCGAUAGCAAGAUAGCUUGUGAUGCUGUUUUGAAGGGAGUGGGCUUUAUCAAUGAGCGAGGCGUCCUUGCCGACUAUUGUCGACGUGAGCUUUCGACCAUGCCGGGUGUCCAAGUUUGCAAUGUUCGUCGUUCUAGAAACGCUAUAGCACACUGCUUAGCCAAAGCUGCGAGAGAUAUCUCUACGUUACAUGUUUGGAAUGAACCCUCGUCGUUUGUGGAGGGUCAUCUCCAUGUUCCAUGUUCGUGUGGUUAA